Messenger RNA from Candoia aspera, 4766 nucleotides. It is a transcript of the gene SEZ6L2, whose product is annotated as seizure related 6 homolog like 2. The coding region runs from base 577 to 3432 and encodes 951 amino acids. The record is from RefSeq and is a predicted model, not a curated record. Gene Ontology annotation, biological process: regulation of protein kinase C signaling; synapse maturation. The transcript is spliced from 18 exons. Gene Ontology annotation, cellular component: neuronal cell body; endoplasmic reticulum. Lineage: Eukaryota; Metazoa; Chordata; Lepidosauria; Squamata; Candoiidae.
AUGGAAUGGGGAGGAGAAACCACAUGCUGAUGGCAAUGGAUCCAUAUGUGACUUUCCUGGCAGGGGUAUGUAGGUGGCCAAGAAGCAAGGAUUCGAUGCCUUUUCUUACACAAAGAAAUCCAUCUGUUUCCUGUGUUUCUCCAUCAAACUGAGUUUCGGUAGGCACUCUGUUGUUCUGGCAAAAGGUGAAUGUAAGACAUGAAAGAAAGAGAGCGGUUCUUGGCUAAAGAGGCCUGACAUCAUGCCUCAUCUCAAAAAUAAUUUCAUCGAAAGGAAGCAGUCCACUGCAUUUCUCUUUCAAUAAGCAAGGAGGAAGAGGAUUUCCAGAUAACACAGUUCAUCAGUUAUGCAGCAAGCAGAAGCAGACUGCAGAAAAGGCACAUUUCCAAAACCCAAAUAGAGAAAGCCUAGGUUGCUUUCGAAAGGCAAAAGAGAAAAAUCGUACAGAACUAGUCCUUGCAAGAGAAGCUACUGCAUUUUCAUUUGCUAAGCAGUCUCCUGCCUCCACGGCUCCCUUGCCUGGCAGAAGAAGGAAAUAGCCAGACUAGGUAUUCUGCAGGUCUGAAGAAAUCCAAAAUGCGCUGUUUGGAAAAAGGACCCAACAUGCGUUUUCUUCUGCUGCUUUGCUCCCUGUCUCUUUUGCAAGGCCUGCCUGUCUGGGAAAAUGAGGAAGCCACCCCCUCCCCACUGUUGGAGGCCCUCUCGUCAGAGGCCAUGGGGGGACCCAAGGAGGAGGAACUGGGGGUGUCAGCAGAGGUGAGGGGGUCUUCGCCCCCCAGUCCCGAAGGCCGCUCCGAAUUGCUGCAGGGGACACUGCUGAGGAAGGAGUUUCUUGGGGGCGAGUUGGCAGAAGAACCUAUUCCUGGAGGACAUCCUUCUACUUUGCCCCCAUUCCAUCCACCCAUCCAGCAUCUAGAUGGUGGGAUGGUCCUUGAGACCUCCGCGGCCACAGCCACCGGCCCCUCCCCGUUGACCACUGCUGCCCCUCCCACUGGCUUCCUACUCACAACCCCUCCAGCUUCAACAGCAGCAGCUCCCCCCCGGUUGCCCCCUCCACCGGAUGAGGCCGGUUCCGCCAACCACCCCAUCUCAGCCACCACCACAUCCUUCAUCCCAGAAGGUGAUGAGGAGACGACAACCACCCUGAUUACUACAACGACCAUCACAACGGUUCACACACCUGUGCUUUGCAACAACAACAUCACCGACGUAGAAGGCUAUGUUGAAUCUCCAGAUUACGCUGGUACUACCUUUUAUGGAGGCCUGGAUUGUACUUACACAAUUUCAGUGUAUAUGGGCUAUGGGAUAGAAGUACAGGUGCAGACUCUGAACUUGUCCAAGGAGGAUUCCCUGACAGUCGAAGGUCUGGGAGGGGAGAAGCCAGUUGUCUUGGCCAAUGAGUCAUUGAUGGUUGAGGGGCAAGUGAUCCGCAGCCCAACCAAUCAGGUCCUGAUUCAUUUUCAGAGCUACCACACCAUCACUCCUGGUGUCUUCAGAUUCCACUACCAGGCUUUUCUACUCAGUUGUGGCUUCCCCAAUAGACCAGAAAAUGGGGAUGUCAUGGUAACUGACCUCCAUCCAGGGGGCUCUGCCACUUUCAAAUGUGAGUCAGGCUUCCAGCUGCAAGGUGAAGAGACACUCAUCUGCCUCAAUGUCAGCCGCCCGCGGUGGAGUGGCACCAGCCCUGCAUGUGUGGCUUCCUGUGGAGGAACGGUUCACAAUGCCACUCGUGGACGCAUCGUAGCUCCUGAGGCCCCGGGAGGACCACAUGGUCGGAACCUGACCUGCCGCUGGUUGGUGGAAGCACCUGAAGGCCAGAGGCUACAUCUACACUUUGAAAGAGUGGCUCUGGAUGAGGACAACGACAAGCUGAGGAUCCGCAGUGGGAGUAGCAACUUUUCCCCUACAAUUUAUGAUUCUGACAUGGAUGACGUCCCAGAACGGGGACUGCUAAGUGAUGCUCAGUCUCUCACUGUUGAACUGAUCAGUGAGGGCCCUGCUACACCCCUCAUCCUUAGCCUGCGCUACGAAGCUUUUGAUGAAGAUCGAUGUUAUGAACCGUUCCUGGCACACGGAAAUUUCAGCACAUCGGACCCUCUGUAUCGUACAGGGACCAUUGUAGAGUUUGCUUGCAGUGCAGGAUACAUGCUUGAGCAGGGUCCUUCUGCCAUUGAAUGCAUUGAUUCAAGAGACCCCCGCUGGAAUGAAAGCGAGCCUACCUGCAAAGCAUUGUGUGGUGGGGAGCUCUCUGAGUCAACAGGUGUUGUACUUUCUCCUGACUGGCCCCAGUCUUAUGGAAAAGGUCAAGACUGCGUUUGGGGCAUUCGGGUGCAGGAGGAGAAGAGGGUGCUGCUAGACAUUGAGAUCCUCAACAUCCGCAAGUCUGAUGUGCUGACCGUUUUUGACGGAGGGGACUUAACCGCCCGGAUCCUCGGCCAGUACCUGGGUCCCCAUCCUCGCUUCAGCAUUUAUUCUUCAGGCCCAGCAGUCACACUGCAGUUCCAGUCAGAUCCCGGAGACCCCCUUUUCGGUCUCAGCCAGGGGUUCCUGGUGCGGUAUAAGGAAGUCCCACAAAAUGACACUUGUCCUGAGCUGCCUGAGGUGGAGUUUGGAUGGCGCACAGCUUCUCAUGCCGCUGUCAUCCGUGGCACAGUCAUAACCUACCAAUGCGAGCCAGGCUAUGACAUUGUGGGCUCUGACAUCCUCACCUGCCAGUGGGAUCUGUCAUGGAGCAACAGCCCGCCUACUUGCCAGAAGAUUAUUAAUUGUGCUGAUCCUGGAGAGAUUAGCAAUGGCAAACGGAGCGUCUCAGACCGACAUUUCUCCAUCGGCUCACACGUCCAGUACUUCUGUCAUGAAGGCUACGUAGUGGAAGGGAGCAGCACACUGACCUGCUACAACCGGGAUACAGGCACCCCUAAAUGGAGUGACCGAGUACCCAAGUGUGUCUUAAAAUAUGAGCCUUGUCUGAACCCUGGAGUUCCAGAGAAUGGGUACCAAACUCUUUACAAGCAUCACUACCAAGCAGGAGAAUCGCUGCGCUUCUUUUGCUAUGAGGGCUUUGAACUUAUAGGGGAAGUGACAAUCACCUGCAUACCAGGGCAUCCAUCCCAAUGGACCAGCCAGCCACCCCUCUGCAAAGUGGCCUAUGAGGAGUUAUUGGAUGACCGGAAACUGGAAGUCACCCAAACCACAGAUCCUUCCCACCAGAUGGAAGGCGGCAACAUUGCCCUGGCAAUCUUCCUCCCCAUUAUUCUUGUCAUCCUACUGAUUGGAGGCAUCUAUAUCUACUACACGAAAUUCCAAGGAAAAACUCUCUUCGGCUUCUCCUUUUCCAGCUCCCACAGCUACAGCCCCAUCACUGUGGAAUCUGAUUUCAACAACCCUCUCUACGAGGCUGGGGACACCAGAGAAUAUGAAGUUUCCAUUUAGAAGACGUUAGAGGAUCUGCCAUUCUUCUCCCAGACCCAAGUGGGUCUGAGGAGCAGCGACUGAGAAUGAUUCCUGAUUUGGAGGGAAUAGUGGAACGUGGUUUUUGGGAGGGGGCUAAGGGGAAAUGGAGGGGAGAGAAGGAGUUUAUCCUUUCUACCCCACAAAUUCAGCUUUAUCUCUUCUUCUCCAUGUUGCUGCCUCACUGUCCACUCUCAGCUUUGGACCACUCCCUUAUCCCUUGUAAAUACUCUUCAAUGUGCCAAAUGUGUUUCACACACACACACACAGAGUUUUUCUGCUUUAUCUGUUAAUUUUAUUUCUCUAUUUAUUUAUUAAGCUCACUUGCCUCUUCCUUUAGUUUACUUAUCAUUCAUUCCCUUAGUGGUGAAAAAGGAGGAGUGGGUUACCGCCCCUCAUCCCUUCUUCCAUACUUUAUCUCCCACUCCGUUUUUUGAGGAAGUGGGUAUCAGUUCUAAAUGGUGCUGCCAUUAAAAAUAAAAAUAAAGUAUCUCUGUAAACAAGGCUGUAUAGUAACAUCACUAAAACCCAAUAUAUGUGGCUUAUCAUGAGGAUAUAUAUUUAGUCUUAAAGUCAGUGGCAAACAGAUAAGGACAGCAGAAGAAGCCAAGUGCUGAGAGGCAUUAGAAAAGGUUAGAUGUCUAUCCCUGAUUCUCAAAAGCCAGAUAUCGACCCCUAAUUCUUAACAUGGAAGCAAGUCCCGUUUUGUUCAGGAGAAUUUACCUUCAUGAAAUUGGGAAUACAAUAGAUAAGGCGUGCAAAUCUAAGCAGGAUCACAGAACCACUGACUUCAGCUGAUCAUAUACACAAUCUGAGUUUUGCAAGGUCUAUGUGCUGCAACUGAACUGCCCUAUCGAAAAGAAACCAGGCUGCAAUUUUAGGGGAUUUGCGGGGAUGUAACAGACACGCCGUCUCCCCUAUAUUAUAGAACACUGAUGCCUCCAGGAAUAGAUUGCCAGGUGUCAUAGCCUGGGGCUGUUGAAAGAACCUACAAAGACAAAACACUGUAAUAGGUUUACUAGAUUUAGCUGUAUUUUCUUUUCCUUUCUCGUACCAUUAAUUCCUUUGGCUUACUACUUCUUACUCCUGUUCUAUGCUUUGCAUAAUGUUGCUUACCCCAAAACGGAACAGUGUGACGGGUAUCUAUGUAUGUAUGUCCAUACAACCCUGGGAGUGGGGUUGACUCCCAGAUAAGCACACACAGGGGUGCUGCCUAUGAAGGGCUUUCUACUUAUAUUUUAGUUGUUGUUCCUCUAAUCUUCUAAUACUUCUCCCACCUCUCUGAAAGCAAAAAAAAAAAAAAAAAGUAAAAUAAA